AACAUUCCGAGCUCAAUAUAUCAUAAUAUUCAAAGAAACCACGUGCCGGGCGUUUGGUAGCGCCUAGCAGCAUGCACACAAUUACCAGCAAGAAGCUCAACAGCGAGGAUAUCGCCGAGGUGCACAAAUGGCUACAGCAGAACGAUAUAAAUACGACGCGUUUGCGUCGCGAAUUUUCGGACGUCUUGCCGCUGGCGGAGAUGAUGAAGCGCGAUCAUCCGCGCCUGGUGGAUCUCAAUAAUUUUCCGAAACGCAGCAGCGUUCAGCUGAAGGUGGCCAACUGGGAGACGUUCAAUUACAAGGUGCUGACCAAAUUCAAUUUGACAUUAAGUCGCGAAUUUAUCGAGCUGCUAUCAACGGGAGCACGCGGCGCCGCCGAGGUUCUGCUCCAUGAGAUAAUGCGGCUAAAGAAGCGACAGCGUGUCGUCGAGACACGCAACGCGAUACUGGCCCAGGAGCAAAUCUGGGAGGAGAACGACGAGGUGAAAACCGUGGUGGUCAACAAACAGGUCGGCGACGGCAUUGUUCAGGUACCGCAAAAGAUGAUACUCUAUUCGCUGUACGAGAAAAUGGCGCGCGACAAUCUGGCCAAGGAGGCGAUCAUUGAGUCGAACCAGAAGCGACUCGCCCACAUGGAGAACAUCAUCAAGGUGAAGACGGAACGCAUCGACGAGCUGCUCAUGCAGAUGGGCAAGGCCCCAACCAAGCUAUGCACCAGUCCUCGUCUCCAGUGCUCCAGUGCCACACGGGUCCCCUCCACAUCUCUGAUCAGCUACGAGGCCUUGGGCGCCAUACGCAAGCGACAUCCCAAUACGCCCGCCUCAUCCGACUAGAGCCCUGAUCUGACAUCCGCCCGCCCCUCAAUCGGAAUUUCCCGUUAAUUAUUACACACACACACACACACACACACACACACACACACACACACGAAUCAUAUAUAUACAUAUAUAUAUUUAUUAUUAGCGUAAAGCGAACCGUGGUAAGCGCAAGUUUGACCAGUUGCAUUCCCAGAUUUCCUUCAAAUUGUAUUUCAGAGUUACUUUCAAUUUCAAUUCCACAUUUCCCCGCACGUCUCGGCAACUCGAACACACAAUCUCUCUCUCUCUCUCUCUCUCUCUUUUUUCUUCCGGGGAAUCAGAUUUCAAAUUUUGAGCGAGCUAUCCAAAAUUUUAACAAGACAAUUUUUAAAAAUUGUAGUCGAUAACGUAAAUGUGUGUGCUCUACAAGUAAAACAUCGCGUGACAGCAAAUGGUUUUCCGAGUUUCAAA
Drosophila montana is the source of this 1268-nucleotide messenger RNA. Its product is annotated as sperm flagellar protein 1-like. Gene Ontology annotation, molecular function: microtubule binding. Gene Ontology annotation, cellular component: axoneme. The coding region runs from base 72 to 833 and encodes 253 amino acids. The transcript has 2 exons. NCBI's taxonomy places the organism in Eukaryota, Metazoa, Arthropoda, Insecta, Diptera, Drosophilidae. Gene Ontology annotation, biological process: regulation of cytoskeleton organization. The record is from RefSeq and is a predicted model, not a curated record.